Messenger RNA from Mycosarcoma maydis (corn smut), 2430 nucleotides. RefSeq lists its product as uncharacterized. The coding region runs from base 1 to 2430 and encodes 809 amino acids. The record is from RefSeq and is a predicted model, not a curated record. NCBI's taxonomy places the organism in Eukaryota, Fungi, Basidiomycota, Ustilaginomycetes, Ustilaginales. Gene Ontology annotation, biological process: Golgi to plasma membrane transport; intracellular protein localization; exocytosis. Gene Ontology annotation, cellular component: exocyst. The transcript has a single exon.
AUGUCGAGGUCGCUGCGAACGCGUCCGAUGACGCUGUAUGCGCAGGACGGUCAGCAGCCUCUCAUACCUCCUGUGGGAGCUGCUACCGCAACCAACUCCUCCUCCUCGUCGUCAUCUUAUCCCAACAAAGCUUCUUACGCACGGCAGCAGACUUCGUCUAGCAACUCGCAGUACGAUGCGCCCACACUAGCUUCCUCGAGCGGCGGAGGUGCGCUACUCAAAAAGUCCAAGAAAAAGGCAUCCGAAGUCGGCAGCAAUCUCAAAAAGCGUCUCUCGAUGCGCUAUGCUGAACCCACUCAGCUCGGUCCUGGAGGGUUCAGCGCGGUACCUGCUGUGCCUUCUCUGCCACGCAUGCCUGAGAUUCACAUCGACGAUCGUCCGCACCGCGACAUUGACGACGAGCGCUAUCUGACUGCUAUUCGCGAAACGUCCAACGAUGCCACGUACGAUCCUGACGAGAAGGAGCUCAACGCGAUCCGCAAAUCGUCCGAUACGCAACGCACACGCACCGACGUCUUCGAGGGUGAUCCCGCCGUUGACCUGCAGCUGCUCAGUCAGUCAGAUUUCGACCCACAGGCUUACCUCCGCGCUAAACUGUCGCAUCACUCCGAAUCAAGCUUGCGUCAGUUCAAGUCGUCGCUCGCCGCAGUCAAGCAAGCGGCCAACGAUGACCUGAAACGCCAGGUGUUUAAAAACUAUUCGGAAUUCAUUACGAUCAGUAAAGAAAUUGCUACGCUCGAAAACGACAUGCUCGAGCUGAAAGAGCUGCUCUCCGAAUGGAAGCAGCUUCCUCAAGCACUUGAGUUGGACGACUCUUCCAGCGCCGCUUCGUUUUCGGAUGCUUUUCCGCGGUCCAGGGCGUCGGGCAAGGCGAAUCGGAACAGCACCAUCGAUCUGCAACAGAUCUAUCGCGCCCAAAUCACUUCUCUAUGGGAAGGCAUCGAAGGGUCGCAAAAGUUUUUGCCCUACGUUCCCGGGCGACACCUCAUCGCAGAGGCGAGCAGUUUCACCGAGCUCAAUGCUGCCACGUACAAACCACAACAGAGCGUCGCUCUGUUUCUGCUAGACGAUCUGCUGCUCAUUGCGACCAGGAAGAAACGACAAAUGAGCAGUAAAGUGCGUCUCGUUGCCGAGAGGUGCUUCAGCCUGGCCGAAAUUGUGGUCAUCGAUCUCAAAGAUGGAGGUGAUUUGACAAACGCGAUCAAGAUCAAGAGGGCCAGAGAGACGCAUGUCUACCGAACCGAUCGCGCCGAAGACAAGCGAGCGCUGCUCAACGCGUUUCGUCGCGUGGCAGAAGAGCUCGCCAAGAAGCGUAGGAACGAAUCGUACGGGGCAGGGGCAGAGGGAGAUGCGCGCAAACGCGAGUCGACGCUGCUGUCGUCGCCUUAUCACGCUCCGCAAUCGUAUGCGUCGCUUGGUGGUCGGAGCAUGGAUGAUGGUGGACUGCUAACGUCCGUUAGUGAAGCUGGCGAUGGUGAUGCGAUGCAAGUGGGUGGGGGAAUGAUGGCAGCCGCUGCAGCGUCGGCCGCUUCGGAGCGCAAGGAUCCAGGACGAUGGAACAAUGACUUUGCCGACGAGCUCUCGGUCUGCAUUGCAUUACGCGAAUGGGAUCAAGCCGUGACACUGAUCGAAAAGGGUCGUGCAGUGCUGUCCACUUACACCUCAACCAACGACGCUUCCUGGAGGGAUCUGUCGGCCAAACUCACCUCGCUCACUUCUGAACUCGUCUCUGCCAUCUCUCUGGAUUUUGUGCGACAGCACCUCAAGAAGUCGCUCGUGACACGCAACGCGUCGUACCUCUUGAGACUGGAUCAAGGCGAAAAAGCGCGUCAACUGUUCCUUGACGCGCGGACCGAGUCGUUGAAGAAACGCACUCGACAGAUCAAAUUCGAAGGCGACACGGGACUCUACAUCAGCGAAUUGGCCAUGGUGCAUUUUGCACUGAUCAAAAACACAUCCGAGUGGUACAUGGCGGCGUUCAAGGAUGGAAGCAUGGCGAGUGGGUUUGUCGAGUGGGCAUCGGAGAGGGUGGAAGAGUACGCCGUCUUGUUUCGAAGGCAGGUGUUUGGCGUGCAAGAGCAGCAGGACGAGGCAGGAACGACCAACGCCGAGAUGGUGAGCGAGAUGCGCGAGAUCAGUUUGAGACUGGCGACGCAGUUGAAUGAAGUAGGAUUGGAUUUCACGUUUCUGUUGGACCGCUUGUUGCAGCCCGAGCCGAGAACUAUGGCUGAUAAGCACGAGCAGGAAGAGGCCGAGGCCGGAGAAAGCGACGCGAGCGUUCCUACAUUGGUGCUUACCAGGUCGAGCAGGAUCGGGAUCGAGGGUGAGCUACCAAAGCAUCAGAUGGAUAGGCAAAAGCCAAAGCUCCAGGGUGAUACGACUUUGGCACAGGAAUUGCGUCGACAGAGCAUGCUUCAUCUGCAAUCAUGA